Hyalella azteca is the source of this 2591-nucleotide messenger RNA. Its product is annotated as abasic site processing protein HMCES. Gene Ontology annotation, biological process: DNA damage response. Bases 589 to 1590 code for a protein of 333 amino acids. The transcript is spliced from 9 exons. Gene Ontology annotation, molecular function: single-stranded DNA binding. NCBI's taxonomy places the organism in Eukaryota, Metazoa, Arthropoda, Malacostraca, Amphipoda, Hyalellidae. The record is from RefSeq and is a predicted model, not a curated record.
ACGCUCAAAACCGUCCCUCAUUACCCUGUUUGAUGGAUGUCUAAUAUCCCAUUUCUUCUGGGUAGGACUGGGAGGAUAUAUUGCCAGGAGUCCUACAUAGCUUCAGAACUGUACUGUCAUCUGUCACAUCAGUUGCCUGUAGAGCUUUGGAAAACUUCAGCAUUAAGCACAACCUGCCACUUCAAUCAUUAAGCUCUAACAGUUUGACAAAUACUAGCAAUUAAUGCAAUGAAUUGUCUGAGGUGCAGCACUCCAUCACCUCACUGAAGAAUUGAACAGUAACUGGCAGUAAAGGGAACAGUGAAACAAGUUGUUUGAACAGCACAUUUCCCAUGAUUAAGAUGAAGAAUCCUUUUUAUGCAAAGAUUCCUAAUUAAAUUUUAUAAUAAAUUACAUAUAAAUCUAUUCUUCUUUUGAAUAAGAAUAGUGAAGAAUGUAAAGUGAUAAUUUAUUUGGCAGUAAACUGAAAUUCAAAUAUUUAAGGUGGUAAAAAGUUUGAGUUUUUUCUCAUUGUACGUUAUAACUACCAGAUAAAAAUAAUAAAUUAGGUAGUUCACAGUCCUUAUAUUUGCAUCCCAAACUAUUAUAAUGUGUGGAAGAACUGCCUGCACACUUGGACCUGAGGAAUGGUGUGCAGCAUGCCAAAAAGAAGGAGUGGACGUUGCCUGGAGGGAUGCAAGCAACUCUAAACAAAUAUAUUCUCCCAACUACAACCUCACGCCAACUAUGAACUCUCCUGUAAUUGUCAAUGGUGCACUAAUUCAAAGCAUGACAGAUGAAAAGCAGUUCAUGGACUAUGUUAUUCAGCCAAUGAUGUGGAACCUUGUACCCCAUUUCUAUAAGGGUAGCACUCCAAAAAAUCAUGGAUACAAAACCAAUAACGCUCGUGUGGAAAGCAUCCUCGAGAAACCAAUGUUUUCUCAGGUUAUGAAAAAGGGUCAAAGAUGUGUGGUGCUCUGUGAUGGAUUUUAUGAAUGGCAGACGAAAAACGGAAACAAGACACCCUACUUCAUUUACUCUCCUCAACCUGAAAACGUUAAGGUUUGGGACCAUACUUCGUGGGGACUGGCUGAAGACCAUUCAACAGAACCGGGGGUGAAAACUCCAUGGCAAGGCUUGCGGCCUCUCAUGCUUGCUGGUCUCUUCUCAUGCUGGCACUCUCCUGAGGGCGAAGAAGUGUGGAGCUACACUGUACUCACAACAGAAGCUGGCAAAAGUUUCAAUUGGCUACACCACAGAGUCCCAGUUGUGUUACCAGACUCCGACUCUGUGAAGACAUGGCUCGAUCCUUCCAUCGAGCCCGCAAUUGCCCUGAAGUUAGUGUGCAGUGAUCCUGUUCUCAAGUGGCACAAAGUCUCCAGUCUUGUCAACAACUCCCGCAACAACUCCAAGCAGUGCCUGGCUCCUUUUGAGCAAAAGAAUUCGAGCAGCGGCCCAGGUAACCCCAUCAUGGCGCUGUGGCUCAAGAAGGCUGCCACUACCACCAGCCAGGGUGACGAGCUGCAAGGCAGCGCUGCCAAAAGAGAGGCUCGCUCCGAUGACGAUGAAGUAGAGGACACAUCGCAAUCAGAGAAAAAAUUCAAAACUUAGUGCUUUUAAUUGAUUGUUGGUAUCAGGCCGGACAUUUUCCAUGCCAAAAUGAAACUGAACAAUCUGACCUUCAAAACUUAUUUCUACUCAGGUCUUGUGUACAUUUCAAUCGAUUUUCAUCUAAUGGAACAUUUAUUUCCACAUCCGGUCUUCAUUUGACGUGUUUAUUACUAAUUCUAAAACAUGUUGAUCUGAGUGACCCUUGUCUACAAAUGGUCAAUUCAUUGUUUCACAUACAUUAUUUUGUAUGUGAAACAAGAAACAAUUUUUUGUACAAAAUAAACAAAAUUUGUGCAAAAUAAUACACAAGUUUUGUUCAUUUCAAGUUCGUUUUUUAUUUGGUUAGAUAAAACUUAUGGUUUUUCGACCAACGACUUUCACUGCUCAUUCAGCUUUCAUUUGAAACUACGCUUAAUCUAUCAUUAAACGUGUUUUAAAAUAUACGUUUUAAUGGACAAGUGGAUUAAUGCGCAAUGAAAUACGUUCGGAGUAGGAGCUUUGAUUAAAAUUUAUCAUUCCUGUUAACAAUAUGUGCGGCAAAGUGUUCAGUGUAAAUGGCACGUCUCUGAUUUUCUGCUGGUGCCCAUGCCAUGUUGAAUAAUUCAUUUAUCGUGUCAUUCCAUAAUGCAGAGGCUCCUCCGUUUAAGAUUUUCCGUAGCUGAUAUUUGACCUAGAGUUUUGUUAAAAAUUUUGCUUGUGAAAGGAGUUUGAAAAUUUAGGAAUGAGAGAAAGUAAAUUAACGUACUGCUCGUAUAGUUGAGCGGUUCCGAUAGUUAGCUUAGCACAAGUUACGAGGGUUAAAUUGAACUUCUUUGUUAUUCUACGUCCAAGAAAGAGGCAUUGAAGCGACGUGGAUAAUUUUUCGUUUGAACAUUUUGUUUUCUGCUGAUGUAAAAUGUGUUAAUUUCUUUAUCGAAUAUUUCCUAGGAACUAAGACAACAAAUAUAAAUAUCCUAUUCAUGUACCUGCAACGAUACAAAUAAAUCUUUAUUUUAUUGUCA